Colletotrichum scovillei is the source of this 198-nucleotide messenger RNA. RefSeq lists its product as uncharacterized. The record is from RefSeq and is a predicted model, not a curated record. The transcript has a single exon. NCBI's taxonomy places the organism in Eukaryota, Fungi, Ascomycota, Sordariomycetes, Glomerellales, Glomerellaceae. The coding region runs from base 1 to 198 and encodes 65 amino acids.
AUGUCGUUCUCGUCCUCGUCUUCAUCUUCGAGGCACUCGUCAAGAUCCUCGAGGUGCAGCUGCGACAGUUGCGCAGAGUACAGAUACGAAAGAACGUGCCAUGUCGACGGCUGCUCCAGGAAACAUGCUUUCAUUCGCAACGAUCCCCUGAGACCGGAUAUCAGAAUUUACUCUGAUUUCUGCGUUGAUCGUAAGUAG